AUGGAAGUAGACGGUGAUAGAAUCACUGAUGAUGAAAAGAUGGAUGAGGAUUAUCCUGUAGGAGAAGGUGAUGGUGUAGUAAUUGACUCAGAUGGAGACGAAGUUAUGGAUGGAGAUGAAUUACAAGAUGAUGAAGAAUAUGAGGUAGCAAUGGAAGAAGAAGGACUUGAAUCGACUAAUGAUCCAGUCAAUGUAGAAGAUGAACAACCAGAACCGGUCGAAAUUGAACCUGCACCAAUAAUUGAAGCUCCUCCUGUACCGUUCACAUCAACAUCAACUGAUUCUUCUCCUAUCGUAUCUCCGUUCCCUGAAACUGCAUCAGCGACAUCACGUACAGUCUUACCAAGACCACUUGAAAGUCCACCUGCUCCUGAGACUGAAAUGCAACCUGCUAUACCUGAAUCAUCAACAAUCAACGAAAAGACAGAGGAAGGUAAUGACGCAAGUAUCACAAAUACACCUCCUUUCAAUGCAACUUCAAGCGUCUCACAGCCAGAGAAAGAAAGCAAGUCAGUUUCUUCUGAACACACACCAGAGCUGGUGGCAACAACUGAGGAAGCUUUGAACGUUAUACAAUCUACUCCCCAAGCAGAAUCAAGGACAAACGAAGAAAUGCCUGUUCAAUCAAUACCAUCCGUACCAGUACCACAGUCAUCCACUCUCCAGGUGGGCGAAUCAUCAACAAGAGGGAAAUCUCGGGAACCUACACCUGGGAAAGUAGGCGAAGAGGAAUAUUACGAUGAUAGCGAGAUCGUUGAGGAAGAGGAUGAAGAGGAAUAUACAAUUGAUGCUAACUCAUUACCGCCAAUCAUCAUUCACUUACCGGGAGAUCAAGCUAGAUACCUCUUUUCACCCUAUGAUUCUGACCCCGAUACCUUAUCCGUAUGGCUAAGUGCGCGUCAAGCUGAAUUGGCAGAAGCUAGCUUGUCAGAUGUUUGGAGCGCUAUAAGGGCUGAAUGUGUCAAGGAGGGUCUGGCUAAAAACGGCGCUUUGGUCAUUUCUGAGAAACAAAUGGACUUGAACAUGAAUGAGGAUGACAUCAAUUUACAGUCAAUAACAUUCCUUGAACUUAUCCUACUUCAUCAUGGGUGUGGUCUACCCGAACCUGUUCAACUUUACUUGUCAUGGGAAGAGUCGAGAUUUAUCACUCGAUUUAACGCUAUUCAGGUUGAAUUAGAAGCUGCCAAAGAGAGAAGCGAAAGUGUCGAGAUCCAAGAAAAGGAGAAUGAAGUGCCACAGGAUGAGAACAAAGUCUUACAAUCACCUCGGGCUGGUGAACCGGCAAUUGACGACAAAGAUGAAGAUGAGUAUGUGGAGGAGUAUGACGAAGACGAAUACAUUGAUGAAGAGGAAGCUAGAUCGAAAGCAGGAGAAUACAGCGCAGACGAAGGGGAAGUUGACGAGAGAAUGGUGGAACAGAAUGGAGAUAGGAAAAGAAGGAGAGAAGAUCGUGAUGUAAAAGCUCAAUAUGCAGCUUCCGAUGACGACGAGAUGAAUACUCGGGAUCUACAACGAGCCCAUCCUAAUUGGGCUGCUGUUAUAGAGAAACCUACUGACGCUUUGCAUUACGAGGGACCUUCAGGCAAGAGACAUUUCAAAUUCACAUCCCGUGAACAGCAGAAAGAUGACGAUGAUUAUAAUCAUGAGCUUCCAAAGGAAGAGGAAGAGGAGAAAGGGGUAAAUGAACACAAUGGUGAGGAUGACGAAGAUGACGCGGAGCAAGAAGGGUAUGAGGAAGAAGAAAGGGAAGCCGAGGGAGAAAAUGAACAGGGUGGCGACUGGAAUGAUGGUACCGAUACAGUUGACGCAGACUCCCAUCAGCCAAGUGAAGACACUAAAUCGACCGACGCAAUGACUGGAGCUGAUACGCCUUAUCCCAUCAAACUAUCCCGAGAGCAGAUCGGUACGUUGAAAGCUGCGGAAAGGCAAGUCAAUGAUUCGAAAGUGGAUACGCUCGAUCAACUUCGACAUGAGGGCUUGGGCGAGACGAGAGCCGCUCAGCCAACGGACGCAUCCGCUCUUCCUACUCCUUAUAUAUCGGAACCUCCAAGUCAUCUCGAUGUUGUCAGAGGGUCGGAAGUAUAUGGUGAUGAAUCGGAACUGAACGACACAGUCCCUUUAGAUGAGAUCGCCUUGAAGGAGCGAGAUGGAUCAUUAGAUCCACCAGCAGGUGAACACCUGGGAGAUGAUAUUCCUCCAUCCACAUUGGAAGCUGAGUACGAGGAAGAUGCAGAGCUCUUGGAAGAUGAAGCUCCUGAAGAUGAAAUUGCUCUAAAGGUCGAAAACAGCUCUUCAGGUAUAUCACCUGAAAAUCCAACUGGGUUGUCCACUCCUGCUGUAACGGACGCAGAUGUCAGCCUCACCCCCUCAGAGAUUGAUGGUGCAAAAGCUAUAGCGGAGAAUGUUUUCGAGAAACAUCAAUUUGAUGCUAUCCGCGAAGAAGACGAACCGUUCUCUGAAUUCGAGAGAAGAGUGAAUGAGGACUAUAGCGUUGAUGAGUUACCCGGACCUGUUGAAGGUGGUGCUGCAGUCGGAAUUGUUCCUGGAAAUGAGAGAGUCUACGAAGAUGAGGGAUACGCAGAAGGCAAACCAUACGAUAGUUCAGCUUUCAAAGAUACAAACUACGAGUACGGCAAGGAUGAUAUCCCAGAUACAGUCCCUGCUACACCACUUGAAACUGAAUAUCCCGAACCUGAACAACCUCUUGAAUUUUCAGCUGUAGACACAGAGGGAGGAGACGAUGAAUACAAUUCUUCAGAAGAAGAAGGUACCUUGAAAGCCGACCCAAGCUAUCUGGAAGAGAGUGAAGUUAACCCUACAACCGAUUAUCCUACCAGCAACGAUGUGACUGUCAGUGGUACGACUAGUACGGGAUCACUGUCUGCAAAAAGACACCAGGAGUCUGAUGACUCAUUUGUAGACACUGAGAGCAAGAGGUCAAAGACUGAGAUUAGCGAGUAA
Molecule: messenger RNA, 2961 nt
Organism: Kwoniella shivajii
Lineage: Eukaryota; Fungi; Basidiomycota; Tremellomycetes; Tremellales; Cryptococcaceae
Exons: 8
Coding region: 1-2961 (986 amino acids)
Source: RefSeq, a predicted model, not a curated record